AUGGAAUGCGUAAAGUGUUCUGUAUGUCAUCGGAAAUUUGAUGAUACAACUCUUCUUUCCCUUCAUCAUGAAUAUGAAAUAUGUUUUGAUAUAAAUUCUUCAUCACUACCCGAAGCAAAUUUUAGUUGUCCAUUAUGCAAUAAAAGAUGUUAUGAUCCUCUUGUUCUACAAAUUCAUGUUAAUGAAGUUCAUGAUCAAGUUCCCGUGCAGAUAUCAGAAUCACAACCACCACCACCAACAGCAGCGGCAACCUCAGAUAGUUUAUAUGCUCAAGAUUUAGAAAGACGCGAACGCAUGAAACGUCAAUAUGAACAACAAGCAACUUCAGAAGUUUGUGUUGAACAAUGGCAAGAAGAUGAAGAUGCUCAUAUAGCUCGUAUGCUUCAAGAAGAAGAAAAUGCACAAUCAUUUGAAGAAUUUCAGAAUCGACAUGGUGGAAGUACACGAACAUUUGCUGAACGAGCACGAUGGAAUCUAGAUAAAAUCUAUAAGAACAAAUCUAUUUCACAAGCAAAAUAUGAAGAAUAUAAAAUGAAAUUAGAUGAAAUGAUUGCACAACCAAUAGAAACAACUGAAUCUAGAUCAACAGACAUUAUUCCAAUGAUUUCAAAAUUACCUAUGGGUAAUAUUCUUGAUCGUCGUCUAUGUCGACCAGGCUGUGAUCAUAUAAGUGCAACAUGGCUUGACCAAGGCUGGGCAUGUGGAUAUAAAAAUUUUCAAAUGUUACUCUCAUCACUUCGUUCUGAUCCUCAAUACUCAAUGCAUUUAUUUGGUCAUGAUGUAUCUAAUCAAGUCAAUCGUGAUAUACCAUCUGUUAGUUUUUUACAAAAAUUAAUUGAAAAAGCUUGGACAGCUGGAUUUGAUAGUGAUGGACGACAACAAUUUAAUAAUCAUUUAGUUAAUUCUACUAAAUGGAUUGGACCAACAGAAAUUAUGGCAUGCCUUGGACACUUAAAUAUAAAAACUGAAUUAUUUGAUUUUCAUCAACCAAAAAAUAUUGAGAAAUCAAUUGCUUAUAAAUAUUUAUUUGAAUGGGUGCGAAAGUACUUUCAACAACAGCAACAGCAACAAGAAAAUAAAAAUAAUAAUAUUAUUCAUCCACUCUAUUUACAACAUGAAGGUCAUAGCCGUACAAUUAUUGGUUAUGAACAAUUUCGUGAUGGUAACAUUCGUCUGUUAAUAUUUGAUCCAAGUACACCAAAAUAUAAGGUUGAAAAGUUCUGUAAGAAUCCUUAUUCAGAAGCAUAUAUAUUCCGCCGAAAUUUACACUCAUUUCAAAAACCAGUUUAUCAAAUACUCGCUGUUCGAGGAUUAAUUCAAUCAGAUGAAAGAGAAGCCUCUAAAAGAGUUCGUUCUAUUAAAGUACCAUUACCAAGUGCACGAUGA
This is a messenger RNA of Rotaria socialis, 1386 nucleotides long. The record is from the annotation of a GenBank genome assembly. Lineage: Eukaryota; Metazoa; Rotifera; Eurotatoria; Philodinida; Philodinidae.